This is a messenger RNA of Cuscuta campestris, 1079 nucleotides long. NCBI's taxonomy places the organism in Eukaryota, Viridiplantae, Streptophyta, Magnoliopsida, Solanales, Convolvulaceae. The record is from the annotation of a GenBank genome assembly.
AUUGACUGGCUUGACAGGAACACAAAAACAGAAGUUCGCCAUCUUGCUUCGAGCAAAUCUGAUCACUGUCCGAUCUUGAUUUCUCUAGGAGAUCAAAGUGGCACUAGAAAAAGUGGGUUUAAAUAUCAAGGGGCGUGGGCCACACAUCCCAACUUCCUCGACAUGAUUCGAAGAACAUGGGAAAAAGAGGAAAAUGUUUGGGAGAACUCUAAGAAUAUGGCUACUGCUUUUGCUGAAUGGAACCGUGCAACCUUUGGGAAUAUCCACCAAAGAAAGAAGAAUUUGAACAAGAGAUUGGAAGGGGUGCAACGAGCUUUGGACAACAAGCACCAUCCGGGUCUUAUCAAGCUGGAGAAGAAGCUUCGAAGGGACCUCGAUAAUACACUUCAUCAAGAGGAAAUUUUCUGGGAGGAGCUUGACGAUAGACGAAAGUCAUGUUGGAUCAAAGAGGCGGUCAAAGAAACCAACACAGCUUUUGCAAGGCAAGAAAUGGUGAGCAAUUUUACCAAUUAUACCGAUCACCCGCUUAAGUGGAGGAUGGCUCAGAAUUGUGAAUGGACCCUUAAUGUUGACGGGAGUUGCAAAUCACUUAUCAACAAAGCAGACAUCGGCGGAAUCCUCCAAAACAGAAGAGGUGAGUGGAAAGGGGGCUUUACGGCUAAUGUUAGUCCAAAUUGUGCGACGUCAAUGGAAGUCAUGGCAAUUGCUAGAGGCAUUGAGUGGGCUUGGGAAAAGGGUGUUAAGGAACUUGAGGUUCAGACAGACGCGAGUGAAGUUAUAAAGUGGAUGGCCGACUACACUUCUCUUAGGGGCCCUAAUCGCGAUAUCAUUGAUGAGAUAAAGCAUAACUGGCAAAGAAAGUUUACAAGGCUUGAGUUCAAAAACAUCUUUCGAGAGCAAAACUUUACGACUUGCUACAAUUGGAACCUUUCAGGAGGCAAAUUGGAUAGAGCACGAGGACCCUCCGCCUGGGAUGGAUGACAAUGACAUGAUGAGUGCUACCAGAGUUCGUAGAGUGCACCUGAGUUAGUUUGGGGUUUCCCCUCCUUUUUGAUAAAAAAAAAACUAUAGGUCAUCUU